This is a messenger RNA of Brienomyrus brachyistius, 7494 nucleotides long. RefSeq names its product spermatogenesis associated 20 (gene spata20). The transcript is spliced from 16 exons. Bases 88 to 2541 code for a protein of 817 amino acids. Gene Ontology annotation, biological process: carbohydrate metabolic process. NCBI's taxonomy places the organism in Eukaryota, Metazoa, Chordata, Actinopteri, Osteoglossiformes, Mormyridae. The record is from RefSeq and is a predicted model, not a curated record.
GCUGUGACGAACCUACGCACUGACUUGCACUUUCACUUUACAGAGCUAAAGCUCCUGCCAGCUGACUGCACGGUUCUUCUCAGUAAAAUGUUAAGACGGGCCUGGGCACUGUCGCUACAUAUUAACAGUCGAGCCGCAACACAAAGCUUCAGCAAGAUAUUCUCGAGACUGGAGAAGAUUCCAGUCGCAGAGCGCAACAGAAGCGUCGGAGGCUCUCCUCUCCCAUCUAGAAAAACGUGCCCCUCCCCGGGGAACAUAAGGACUCCCCAGCACUGCUCCAGGACCACUUGUAUAGCCGGUCUCUGCAUGGCAUCAGGGGGUGAUGCGCAGAACAGCCGACCUGGACAUUCAGGAAGAUACAUAAAUCGCCUGAGCAAAGAGAGAUCACCAUAUCUGCUGCAACAUGCACAUAACCCAGUGGACUGGUUUCCAUGGGGACAGGAAGCAUUGGACAAGGCAAAGAAGGAAGAUAAGCCUAUAUUCCUGUCAGUGGGGUACUCUACCUGUCACUGGUGUCAUGUGAUGGAGAGAGAGUCUUUUGAGGAUGUGGAAAUUGGCAAGAUCCUCAGCGACAACUUUGUUUGCAUCAAAGUAGAUCGGGAGGAACGGCCAGAUGUGGAUAAACUUUAUAUGACUUUUGUCCAGGCUACCUGUGGGGGGGGAGGAUGGCCAAUGAGCGUAUGGCUAACCCCUGACCUUCGACCUUUUUUUGGUGGCACAUACUUCCCACCUGGCGAUAGUGGACGCAGACCUGGUUUUAAAACUGUAUUGUUGCGCAUUAUAGAGCAGUGGCAGAGCAACAGGGAGGCUCUUGAGUCCAGUGGGAAGCGAGUGAUUGAGGCCCUCAAAAAGGCCACUGCUAUCGGCGCCCUACCGGGGCAAACCCCUCCACAUGCCCCCAAAGUGGCCCAGCGAUGCUUCCACCAGCUGGCACAGUCUUAUGAAGAAGAGUAUGGGGGAUUUAGGGAAUCACCCAAGUUCCCUACACCAGUCAACCUGAUGUUCCUCAUGUCGUUCUGGGCGACGAACCGGUCCACAUCAGAGGGGGCGGAGGCACUGCAGAUGGCUCUCCACACAAUGCGGAUGAUGGCCCUAGGUGGCAUUCGUGACCAUGUGGCGCAGGGUUUCCACCGCUACUCCACGGACUCCUCCUGGCACGUUCCUCACUUCGAGAAGAUGCUGUACGACCAAGCACAGCUGGCGGUGGCCUACAUCACCGCCUAUCAGGUGUCCGGGGAGCAGCUCUUUGCAGAUGUGGCUCGGGAUGUGUUGCGCUACGUCUCCAGAGAUCUGAGUGACAAGUCCGGAGGUUUCUAUAGCGCAGAGGAUGCAGACUCUUUCCCCACGCCUGAGGCUGCUGAGAAGAGGGAGGGGGCCUUCUGUGUGUGGACAGCUGGGGAGAUCAGGGAGCUGCUCCCGGAACCUGUAGAGGGCGCCACUGGGGGAGCCACUCGGGCUGACAUCUUCAUGCACCACUACGGUGUCAAGGAGCAGGGCAACGUGGACCCUACCCAGGACCCUCAUGGCGAGCUGUCGGGGCAGAACGUGCUUAUCGUGCGCUAUUCUCUGGAACUGACGGCUGCCCGCUUUGGCCUGAGUAUGGAGGAGAUAGAUCAGGUGUUGGCGGAGGGUAGGAGGAGGCUUGCAGAGGUGCGGAAGACCCGGCCUCCGCCUCACCUGGACACUAAGAUGCUUUCCUCCUGGAACGGGCUGAUGCUGUCAGGGUUUGCGCGCGUCGGCGCUGCCCUGGGGGACAAGGCGUUGGUGGAACGGGCGGUACGCGCUGCCCAAUUCUUAAGGGACCACCUGUGGGAUGAGGUCGAAGGCCGGAUCCUACAUGCGUGCUACCGCGGCAACGAAAUGGAAGUGGAGCAAAUUGAAUCCCCUAUUGCAGGCUUCCUUGAUGACUAUGCCUUUGUGAUCUGUGGCUUACUGGACCUGCACGAGGCCACGCUGAACACGUUCUGGCUUGGCUGGGCUGAGGAGUUACAGCAAAGGCAGGACCAGCUCUUCUGGGACAGCCAAGGCAGCGGUUACUUCUGCAGUGACCCUAGAGACGCUACAUUGUUGCUGGCACUCAAGCAAGACCAGGACGGUGCAGAGCCCAGUGCCAACUCUGUCUCUGCGAUGAACCUGCUCCGUCUGUCCCUCUAUACGGGCAGGCAGGAAUGGGCCUCUCGCUCGGAGCAGCUGCUGACUGCGUUUUCGGAUCUCCUGGUCAGGAUGCCCAUCUCCUUGCCGGACAUGGUCCGCGGCCUCAUGGCGCAGCACUACACUCUCAAGCAGGUUGUUAUCUGUGGCCAGCUCGACUCUGAGGACACCGCAUCCCUGGUUUCCUGUGUCAGUGCUCUGUUCCUGCCCCAUAAAUUUUGCAGAGACGUAACACAUUCAAGCAGCACCUCUCCAGACUGUCAUGAAGGCUUUGUCAAGUGGAGAUGUUUGUUUGAUGGAGAACCUACUUUUGGAAUUAGCAGGUGGCUGGACAGGCUCUGUGAAAUACAGCAGAGUCCCUCAUUUCUGAGAAACGUCCUUCUAAUUUAAUGAUUAAAAUGUGAUGCCGUGUUACAUUAUAUGGUCCUUGAGAUCUGGUUAUUUUUGAUAAAUUCCCAUUAUCGGGCUAUAAGAGGCAGUUAGUAAUUAUGUGUUCAGAAAUAUGCUUCUUUUGUUCUGUGUUUUGUGAUGCUUGUGAAUUUGAAGGAAGAAAAAAUAGUUGCAAGCUCCCAUAAUUCAAAAGCUUUAAAUAAACCAAAUUCCUAAUAUCACAUCAUAUGACCCACACAAUGAUUUCAUCAUAACAGUGUCACAGGGAGUCACUUUGGAUGACUGUAUAGUCAAUGUCUCUGUUUACUGUCGGGGUGUAAUAUUUUUAUGUUAUAUGCCCAGACUGGCUGUCCGUCAUGGUGAGCAGAUGUGUUCACACACUGCCGCCGUUCAGCUUGAGUUUGUAUGAUUAAGAAGGCAGAUAUUUCGGUAAACAAAGCUACAUCUCAAACAGAAACACUUCACCUCACCUGUUUAUAGUGCUUGCUUUCAGCGUGUUUCCGUGCCACUCUACCCCAUCGCCUGGGAUUAGCUAUUUUUCUUUCGAAAUGAAAGGUCUAAUUGUCCUUUGAGCAAAUGAACAUACUUUGAUUUAAAAACUUGCAUACAUUUUAAUGAAUAUGUAACAUCAUUCUAGGAAACAAUUUAAGAACUCGUAAUUAUUUGCCUUAGUUUUUGAUAAGUGAUCCGAUGGGAUUUUUAGCUAAGGUUCAUGUUGAGGUCUGGUAAUUCGGGAGUUGUGCUUGCUUAAGAUUCGGAUACUUCUUAUCCCUAUGAAGCAAAAGUGUUUGAAUAACAACUGAGCUUCAGAUUUCAGUUGAUUUUUUUUUCUUGGCGUUUGCAACCUGCAGUUUCACACAAGGAGAAACCAAGUAGCUUUGAACACAUUAUCCUUUUGAAUGUUUUCUUUCUUGGGUAUUUAUUGAGUGGUAUUGUUGAACAUGCUUUUUCAUUUUAUUUUUUGGAUCCGCUAAAGGUCAGCGAAUGGUUUAUUAUUCUUUGUGGGGGGUAUGAAACUACAGCAAAGAAAAACGAAUGAGAAGAAAAUGAGCCACCCACUGAGUUUUAAAGUCUGCUGUGAAAGAACACUUUUGGCUUCUGAAUUAGCUUUUUAGUGAGAACUGUAUCUUGGAGAAAAAUAUUUUAUGUGAAAAUAAGUAAAAUUAUAUAACUGCAGUGGCGGUUGUCAUUGUUAACGUGCCUGCUGUUUUAAUAAUAAGUUACAUGUAAAUGUGCUGUGAAAAAAAUGCAAAUGUGGAUUUGAAAUUUUUAGGCAGUUGGGGGGUCAGCUGUAUCGCCAAGUGUCAGUCUGUCUGUUCUGAUUGCUGAUUAAAAGCGACUGACAGUGUCCGGACUCUUUCCGUCAGAAACGGCAUAUUCAAAAAUCAAAGUCAACAGACAAAGAUCUGCGCAUUUGAAAUGAUGCUAAUUAGUGUACUAAUUACUCUACAUACCAUGGUGAUGUUUCGGCACAGCUCUCUCAUGUACUCUUUCAGAUCUUAGCUUAUUAGCUUUGACUGAAUCUUGUCGCUCUGCCCCCCCCCCCGUGAUGUUUGAUUGCGCACGAUCUUGAUCGCACGUCUCCCUGGAAAAUCGCGAUAAAGUUAUGUGGUGUCAUCUCUUUGUCAGUAUUCCUUAAAUCAUCCGCUGUCAUUGUUAAAAGGCCGCGCUGCCUCCGUUCAUUACUUUCAUUAAUCUCCAAAAAGUUGCUUCCUCUGUAUUUCGUCACCGAUGUAUUUACAGGGUACCAUCUGUUUAUGGUGCCACUGACAGUUGUGUAUAAUUAUGACCGCGCCGCACACGCUAAGGUGUGGGACAGAAUAAGCGGCUUUUAAAAGAUGCCUCAGCAAAGUGAAGAAUCUGCCGGGAAAUAUCGACUGUUCGGUGUGAGAAAGAAGGUUUUACUGCUUUUGCAUCAUUUCUUUGUAGGUUAAUUUGAAAUCUCCUAGAGUCUUGUUAUUUCAAAAUGUAAAUGAUAUUCCAAGUAAGAGUCUUCAGCAGGGUAAGGCAAUGUGUAAUCCCUACCCAGUCCUGACGAGAAGAUGUGGUAAAACUGCUUCAGGCCCAGAAGGCAUGACUAAUCGCAUCAUGAUGACCUUGCAAUGUGGUGUUUAGCCGUUUCCACGUGUGCAGGCCUUCGGCUUAUUAGGCCUGGAUGUGGAAGCUGAAUGUUUGGGCUGGACAACUAAAGCUGGGGAUUUUUUUUCCCCUCCGGUACAUUCUGCCAGACGAAUGAAGAGGAGGCGCAUCAUGGAUUCCUAUUAGAAUUUAAUGGGCGCGUCCAUAAUAGCAGAGCAGGGAGGGAGAUAAACGUAUAAUGAUCUGUUGCUUAUCUAUGUGUGUACUGUGGGCAUCUAGUCAAACCCCGUUUUUUCCUCCCUGCCUGUGUGUUUGUACAGUCAUAUUUGCUAGUCUUGCCUUUAGUUACGUCUCUCAGGUGCAGUUUCAGCUCUGGUUAGAUAAGGAUUUAGCUUUUUUUUCCCCAUCUAUCCAUUACAUUUCACAGCUUAACAUUCCUAUGUUUAAGGAACAAGUGGAAAUACUGCACACUCAUCAGUAGGAGAGGUAGCCCCACACAUGGAUUCAGCAACGAACUCAAUCUGAAUGUGUCGUGAUUACUUCUUGUGCAUAAGCAGCCUUGGUGGGGUUGAGGGCUGAGUGCCAAGAGCAGGACAGCAAGAAAGCCUCUGGAAACUUCUACCCACAGAUAGAGGCGACAGCCCAAGAAGGAAACUAUGAGAAGCCUAUGGCACGGGGAACCAUUCGUGCAGCAGUUUGGGGGAUUACUUCCCGUCUCCCUGUAUUGUGUGUACAGACCUGUCUCAGGGAGACACUUAAGAAUGCAGUCAAGCUUCUCGAUCCUAGAAGCACUAUUUUCACUCCUAUUAGUCAGACUUUGCUUUGAGAUCUGAGCUGUGUCAUGCCACCAGCUCUGACAGGUUUGAAUUCCCCAGGCGAGUUGAUCUAAAUCCAAGGAAUGCCCGAUUAAUCAGCUUCCCCUUAUUAUCCCAAAAGUGGAAGCUGCUCCCAUUGCCCAAUUUUUAAGUGACCCCAUAAAGCGGAUCGGGUGUUGACGUGACAUCCUUCUGGCUGUCAGUGGGAGAAGCGGCUGUGAUCCGCAAAGAGCCGCUGCUGAUUUCAGGGUCUGCCUGUCUGUUAGCAUUUAGUGCCGAGGGAGAAGUCUGCUCUAUUUCUCAAGCCCUCUUCUGGCCAAGAGACUUGCUUUGUCUGCGCUGAUUUCUUUAUUUGUGCAUGUUACGUCUUAUUAUGUUGACUGUCAUGAGGUGCCAGUUAAGCCGAUGACAGGCCCUGUGAUUUCUGCCGUGUCUCACUGCAGGCGGCUCCCAGGGAUAACAGGAAAUUAAUGGGGCAGAAUUCUCCACAAGCGGAGAACCCCAAUAAGGAGAAUCUUGUUAUACUGAAGACACGCUUCAGAGAUCCUUCCUUUGUGAUUUGCUGUCCCAUGUCGAGCAUGUUUCUAGCAGAGAUUCCCACCCUUCUGACACUACUUUUCAGAUCUCCAUUCUCCAGCGUGACAGCUCCCCACUGUGUGAAUUACCCCAUCCUCCACCCCAGUUAACUAAGGAGGGGCUCCUAGACAGUAUUGAAUACAGCUGGUUAUCAAUCCCAGUGCCUUCUCUCCCUAGAGCUGCUUUCCUGUAGAUGCAGAUUAAAUCGCUUGUGGCUGUAGCGUGGGGAGGAGAUUGCCCUGUGAAAUUCUCCUUCUCUUUAGUAAAGAGAACCAGCAAAGGCUGGCCCUGGAUUUCCCCUCCAAGCUACAUGAGCUAGAUACAUCGCAGAUCCCAUUGACUGCUGCUGAUUACUGGUUCUGUUUGAGUAGAUUAGGGAUGCUCUCUGCCCAUCCAUCCAUCCAUUCAUUUUCCAAACCGCGUAUCCUACUGGGUCGCGGGGGGUCCGGAGCCUAUCCCGGAAACAAUGGGCACGAGGCAGGGAACAACCCAGGAUGGGGGGCCAGCCCAUCGCAGGGCACACUCACACACCAGUCACUCACACAUGCACACCAACUGGCAAUUUAGCAAGUCCAAUUAGCCUCAGCAAGUCUUUGGACUGUGGGGGGAAACCGGAGAACCCGGAGGAAACCCCACGACGACAUGGAGAGAACAUGCAAACUCCGCACACAUGCAAACCCAGGUCCCAGAGGUGUGAGGCAACAGUGCUAACCACUGCACUACUAUGCCGCCCCGCUCUCUACCCAGUAUGCAAAAAAUAUAAGAAGAAAGUGCUAGUGCAUUACCUCACAGCUUUCCUUAAUAUCCCUGUGAAAAACCUUAAUCUUCUGGCCAGUGAUCAGAUCCAUAGGAUAUGGGGGCUGGAGGAAAGGGCAAAUUUAUCAGAAUCCUCGUGAUGUUAAUAGGUCUCCCAAGCAACAUGCAAAAUAUACAUUCUCUUCACUGAGAUAAGCAACAUUUUAAACACACAACAGUCAGGCUGUUAAAAAUGCUUUUCACUCCAAUACACAAUGUACACUUUACUUUGUCGAGACAGUUGCAGGUGAGUGCAGGGGCUUUUCCCCAAUCCAAGACCUCUCCAUGUUACAUUUGUGUUGUGCGUCGCCACCAUUGGAGAUGUAGUAUGUUUAAGUAUUUGCAUUUUAUGAAAGAGCUACAAUGUAUAAAAGGCACUGUAAUUAUAUAUUGCCACCCACACUUCUCUCAAAAUGAUGUUUUGAUAUGUUGUACUAACAAGAGAGAACUGACCUUAUAGGAGCAUUAUAGCAUAGUGUUUUUUUUGAACGAUAUAGUGGUUAUUGCAUGUAGUUGGCUAGUUUAUAAAUUUAGCUAAACUACAGUCUCUGUAAGCCUGGGUGUCUGAUCUCUUCCACGUGUGCUUGUUAUCCCCUGUUUCUCCUGCUCUCAACGUUCUGCCUCUGAAUAUCUGUCAGGGCUUGUUUUCAGAUUUCUCCUGUACCUUCUCCCCUCACCCGUGUUUUAU